Molecule: messenger RNA, 1985 nt
Organism: Pongo pygmaeus (Bornean orangutan)
Lineage: Eukaryota; Metazoa; Chordata; Mammalia; Primates; Hominidae
Gene: GPR108
Product: G protein-coupled receptor 108
Exons: 17
Coding region: 52-1956 (634 amino acids)
Biological process (GO): transport
Cellular component (GO): Golgi apparatus; membrane
Source: RefSeq, a predicted model, not a curated record
UGGGCGGGCUUGGGCGCCAGAGGCGGAGUCGGGGAGGCGGUGGCUCCAGAGAUGGCAGUGAGCGAGAGGAGGGGGCUCGGUCGCGGGAGCCCCGCGGAGUGGGGGCAGCGGCUACUUCUGCUGCUGCUGUUGGGUGGCUGCUCCGGGCGCAUCCACCGGCUGGCGCUGACGGGGGAGAAGCGAGCGGACAUCCAGCUGAACAGCUUCGGUUUCUACACCAAUGGCUCCCUGGAGGUGGAGUUGAGCCUCCUGCGGCUGGGCCUCCGGGAGGCAGAAGAGAAGUCCCUGCUGGUGGGGUUCAGUCUCAGCCGGGUUCGAUCUGGCAGAGUUCGCACCUAUUCAACCCGGGAUUUCCAGGACUGCCCUCUCCAGAAAAACAGUAGCAGUUUCCUGGUCCUGUUCCUCAUCAACACCAAGGAUCUGCAGGUCCAGGUGCGGAAGUAUGGAGAGCAGAAGACGUUGUUUAUCUUUCCCGGGCUCCUCCCGGAAGCACCCUCCAAACCAGGGCUCCCGAAGCCACAGGCCACAGUCCCCCGCAAGGUGGAUGGCGGAGGGACCUCUGCAGCCAGCAAGCCCAAGUCAACACCCGCAGUGAUUCAGGGUCCUAGCGGGAAGGACAAGGACCUGGUGUUGGGCCUGAGCCACCUCAACAACUCCUACAACUUCAGUUUCCAUGUGGUGAUCGGCUCUCAGGCAGAAGAAGGCCAGUACAGCCUGAACUUCCACAACUGCAACAAUUCAGUGCCGGGAAAGGAGCAUCCAUUCGACAUCACAGUGAUGAUCCGGGAGAAGAACCCCGAUGGCUUCCUGUCGGCGGCGGAGAUGCCCCUUUUCAAGCUCUACAUGGUCAUGUCCGCCUGCUUCCUGGCCGCCGGCAUCUUCUGGGUGUCCAUCCUCUGCAGGAACACGUACAGCGUGUUCAAGAUCCACUGGCUCAUGGCGGGCUUGGCCUUCACCAAGAGCAUCUCUCUCCUCUUCCACAGCAUCAACUACUACUUCAUCAACAGCCAGGGCCACCCCAUCGAAGGCCUUGCCAUCAUGUACUACAUCGCACACCUGCUGAAGGGCGCCCUCCUCUUCAUCACCAUCGCCCUGAUCGGCUCAGGCUGGGCCUUCAUCAAGUACGUCCUGUCGGAUAAGGAGAAGAAGGUCUUUGGGAUCGUGAUCCCCAUGCAGGUCCUGGCCAACGUGGCCUACAUCGUCAUCGAGUCCCGCGAGGAGGGCGCCAGCGACUACGUGCUGUGGAAGGAGAUUUUGUUCCUGGUGGACCUCAUCUGCUGCGGCGCCAUCCUGUUCCCUGUAGUCUGUGGCGGUGAACCUGGCCAAGCUGAAGCUGUUCCGGCAUUACUAUGUCAUGGUCAUCUGCUACAUCUACUUCACCCGCAUCAUCGCCAUCCUGCUGCAGGUGGCUGUGCCCUUUCAGUGGCAGUGGCUGUACCAGCUCUUGGUGGAGGGCUCCACCCUAGCCUUCUUCGUGCUCACGGGCUACAAGUUCCAGCCCACAGGGAACAACCCGUACCUGCAGCUGCCCCAGGAGGACGAGGAGGAUGUUCAGAUGGAGCAAGUAAUGACGGACUCUGGGUUCCGGGAAGGCCUCUCCAAAGUCAACAAAACAGCCAGCGGGCGGGAACUGUUAUGAUCACCUCCACAUCUCAGACCAAAGGGUCCUCCUCCCCCAGCAUUUCUCACUCCUGCCCUUCUUCCACAGCGUAUGUGGGGAGGUGGAGGGGGUCCAUGUGGACCAGGCGCCCAGCUCCCCGGGACCCCGGUUCCCGGACAAGUCCAUUUAGAAGAAGAGUCCCUUCCUCCCCCCAAAUAUUGGGCAGCUCUGUCCUUACCCGGGGACCACCCCUCCCUCCCAGCUAUGUGUACAAUAAUGACCAAACUGUUUGGCUACGCCGGUGUCUUGCCUUUUUGGGGGUUGGGGUCUACACGGAGGUUGUGUUUACAAUGUAGAAACCUGUUUUCGCUGUGUGUGGCGGGGG